CAAUGUUCUGGUCCUUAAUCAGUAGGACUUCCAUCCUUCUCUUGUGCGGCAUGUGGAUCAUUGACAACAGCUCCCCCCUGCAUCUCACAGGCCUCUCGGGAACUGUGCCCCCACUCCACCAUCUGCUCACGUGAUUCCCACAAUCCUCCUCAGCAUCACAGCAGCCAUCUUGGUCAACACCCUCCCAUUUGCAGCGCAUGCAGCCAAUCCGCUGAAUGCAAGCAGCUGGGCUGUGAGGGAGGGACUGAGAGAGAGAGAAAGAGACAUCUCUGAUUUUAGCUCCGCUGAGGCACACACAGCAUCUCAAUCCUCUGGCUGUGCUGAGCCAGAGAGCACUGAAGCCUUUAUUCACACGGAGGAUUUUAGCUGUCACUGCUCAUUCACAAGGCGAGGCCGUUGAGCCCCGGAAGAACAGCAUCCCGUCGCUCAGACUCCUGCUUGGACUGGAUUUAGAAAAAAUCUGCAUUAUUCCUAUUUCCUGCUUCUGACUCUUCGCUGAGGGCCGUCAUCGUGAGUGUUGUUGUCGUCGCAGCAGCUAUCAGCUGAGUCACCAUGUCUGAUCUGACGCCCCAGAGCGAAGCCCCCACCCCCACUACUGACAAGAUCACACAGGCUGCCAGAGAGACCAUCUACCUAUGCAACUUCCGCGUGUCGGUGGAUGGCGAAUGGCUGUGCCUGCGCGAGCUCAACGAUAUCUCGUUAACGCCAGAUCCCGAGCCGGCUCACGAAGAUCCCAAGGACCCCAUUGCCAUCGAGAGGCUUAACUUGAUGAACAUGGCCAAGCUGAGCAUCAAAGGCUUGAUUGAAUCUGCACUGAACUUGGGCCGCACACUGGACUCAGACUAUGCCCCGUUGCAGCAGUUUUUUGUUGUCAUGGAGCACUGCCUGAAACAUGGACUUAAAAGUAAGAAGACAUUCCUUGGUCAGAAUAAGUCUUUUUGGGGUCCUUUGGAGCUUGUAGAAAAGUUAACUCCAGAGGCUGGUGAGAUCACAGCCAGUGUCAAAGACCUUCCUGGGCUCAAAACCCCAUUAGGAAGAGGCAGAGCAUGGCUUCGUCUGGCCUUGAUGCAGAAGAAGCUCUCAGACUACAUGAAGACCAUCAUCAACCGAAAAGACCUGCUCAGUGAAUUCUAUGAGCCUAAUGCUCUUAUGAUGGAGGAGGAAGGAGCUGUGAUCGCUGGGCUGUUGGUUGGCCUGAAUGUCAUUGAUGCUAACUUGUGUAUGAAGGGAGAAGAUUUAGACUCACAGGUUGGAGUCAUAGAUUUUUCCAUGUAUCUGAAAGACGGUGCGCACAGCAGCAAAAGCACAGAGGGUGAUGGACAGAUCACAGCUAUUCUUGAUCAGAAGAAUUACGUUGAGGAGCUGAACAGACAUUUAAGUGCGUCAGUGAAUAACUUGCAAGCCAAAGUGGAUGCGCUGGAAAAAUCCAACACAAAACUUACAGAGGAGCUUGCUGUUGCAAACAACAGGAUCAUCACUCUGCAGGAGGAGCUGGAAAGGGUGAAGGAAGAAAGCUCUUAUUUAGUGGAGUCUAGUCGUAAGGCAUCAAGGGCAGAUGGCACUGCAAACGGUCAAGUGCUUGGAGAAACUCGCAAACAGCUCAAAGAGGAAACUCAGCUCAGACUGGAUGUGGAGAAGGAGCUGGAAGUGCAGAUAGGGAUGAAGCAAGAGAUGGAGCUGUCCAUGAAGAUGCUAGAGAAGGACAUCUGUGAAAAACAUGAUGCUUUGGUGGAGCUCAGACAGCAGUUAGAUGAAAUGCGCACACUCAACCAUGAGCUCUCCAUCAAGUCACAGAGCUCAGAGGCCAGUGCAAAACAGAAGAGUGACAUCAUCAGCCGUUUGGAGGAGAAAACAAACCAGAUGGGGAGUACUAUUAAACAGCUGGAGAGCAGAUGUAAGAAGGCGGAGCGAGAGCGGGAUCUGGCGGACGAGGCCAAUCGACUUUUCAAGCAGGAGUUUGGAGACAAGAUUGAGAGUCUGCAGGAAGAGGUGGAGCAGUUACGGAGACAGAGAUGGCUUUUGGAACAAGAGCUCAGGAAAUGGAGAGAGCAGCAUCCUGGAGGCCACACAUCUGAAGCUUUGUUAGGAAAAACACCUCCUCAGAGAGACAUGAGACAGCAUGUGGAGGACAUCAGAAGGGAGUUAGAGUCUGUCAAAAAAGAAAACAAUACAUUGCGUACUGCGCUUGAGGAAAAGUCAAGUCUAAGUUCCAGCUUGACACUGUCACAUGAAGAUGAACAGGAGCAGUCUCUUGACCAGUCUCUUUGUAAAGAUGCUGACCCUUCAAUCUGCCCAAUGUGUGAAAACCAAGACUCUCUGACUACACCCAAGAGGCAGUGUAAGAACUGCAGUGGCGUGUUCUGUGAGAACUGUGUGGCCAAUGAACUUCCUCUGCCCUCUUCCAUCAACCCCGAACACGUGUGUGACGUCUGCCACUCACAGUUGCUGCAGCAAUACGCGUCCUCCCCAUCCUGAGGGGGCGCUCAUCUCUGAGCACAGACUGUUUUGGCAGUGGUUUCAACGGGUUAUUGACGAAAAACUACACAUCACAUUCUAGAUCAUCAAUCUAGAUCUUCAAAGUAUCAGGCAUCUCAAUUAAGCAACAUAUCAAUUAUUUUGUUUGCAUACAACAUUUGCCAAAAAGGGAUGAAGCUCUUUGUUGGAAAUGCUUUAAAGAUUUUCAUAUAAUUCUUGAGGAUGAGUGAAGCUGUCCACCGAGUGGAUUUAUGUUAAGUACUUGAAUUGUCUCCAUGUCAUUCAAUCGUGCAAUCAGGAUGAUACAGUAACAUAGUGAUGUAUUAAUUAACAAAAAUGUAUUAGGAGACAACUGAUUGCAGACAGGUAAGCUUUUUGAAAACUAUGGCACUGAACAAGGGACAUUAACAUUUUAGAAAUCUCAGUCCAAAAUUCAUAAAUUGUGCAAAAAAGACAAUUCAGACAAAACGGCAUAUUAUGGAGCUUAUCACAGAGAAGACCAUAAUUACCCUACAUUGAAAUUUUGUAAAGAGAUAAAAGGGUAUUUUUAUGCCUGUGUAAUAAUGUAUUUUAUUCUUAUUAGCAGAACAAUAAAAUUUUAUUAUAAUGUGGAUUUCUCAGUCCAAGUCUAUUUUAUACAUGCAUGUUGAGCAAAGAUUUAUGGCAGAUUUAAAGCUUGGUGAAGGACAGGAAUGGCUUUGCAUUUCUGGGUGGUACAGGGAUAAAUAGGGCCCUAUGUAAUCCGUUUUAUUUUUUCCCAAAUUCUGUUUUAUUUUUUUCCUAAUUCAAUUUUUUCCAUUUUAAUUUUUCUGGAUUCUGUUUUUUUCUGUUUUAAUUUUUUUCAACUCCUUUUUAAAGGUAAAUUAAAUGUUAUUAAUCAAAGAGCAUGUCUAAUUAAUUAAAAUCAUGAAACUUAUACAAUUUCACAUCAAUUUAAUAAAGGUUUAACAAAAGUGACAUGUUUAGGGCCCUAUGAAAUGUUUUAUUGUUUCUCACCAUGUUUUAUUGUUAUCAAAUGCUAUGUUUUAGCAUGUCUAAUUAUUU
This is a messenger RNA of Labeo rohita (rohu), 3519 nucleotides long. It is a transcript of the gene rufy3, whose product is annotated as RUN and FYVE domain containing 3. Gene Ontology annotation, molecular function: metal ion binding. Gene Ontology annotation, cellular component: cytoplasm. Gene Ontology annotation, biological process: regulation of axonogenesis. NCBI's taxonomy places the organism in Eukaryota, Metazoa, Chordata, Actinopteri, Cypriniformes, Cyprinidae. The transcript is spliced from 19 exons. The coding region runs from base 553 to 2475 and encodes 640 amino acids. The record is from RefSeq and is a predicted model, not a curated record.